Messenger RNA from Penicillium angulare, 714 nucleotides. RefSeq lists its product as uncharacterized. The transcript is spliced from 8 exons. Gene Ontology annotation, molecular function: myo-inositol:proton symporter activity. Gene Ontology annotation, biological process: transmembrane transport. The coding region runs from base 1 to 714 and encodes 237 amino acids. The record is from RefSeq and is a predicted model, not a curated record. NCBI's taxonomy places the organism in Eukaryota, Fungi, Ascomycota, Eurotiomycetes, Eurotiales, Aspergillaceae. Gene Ontology annotation, cellular component: membrane.
AUGACCAUGUCGAAAAUUAGUGAGGAUGAUGAUCUCAAGCCGAACUCGGUAUUCGUGGAGGAUGCGGAGCUACAGGCACAGCACUUAGGGAGCUAUAACCAGAAUGUUAAUGCGAGGAUCUUGAACCCUCUUGCUGGAAUCUCUAGAGAUGAUCUCCACGAUCGCGUUCUUCGAUUCUGUCAAGAAUAUGGAUUUACGGAUCAAGUCCAGGUAUUCCAGAAGGGAGCGCUCGCUGCACAAAAUCAAAGGAGCUUUGAGGAAAUAUCAGAGCUGAAUGAAGAGGAUAAAUACCAUUUGCGCCGAGAACAUACAAACAAAUGGCACUUGCCGAAAGACCUAUAUUUCAGUAUUGCUUUGUGCUCUCUCGGAUCUGCAAUUCAAGGAUGGGACAACACGGGCGCAAAUGGAGCCAAUCUUUCCUUUCCACAGGAAUUUGGCAUUGAAGACAACACUUGGUUAGUUGGCGUGAUAAACUCCGGACCCACUCUCUUCGGCCUUCUUAGUGCAUGGGCAGCAGAUCCCCUCAACAAUUGGCUAGGUCGCCGUGGCACCAUUUUUCUCACUGGGCUAUUCUGUGUCUUCCCGGUACUUGCACAAGCCUUUACGCAAAACUGGUGGGGUCUGAUGCUUUGUCGCCUGUUCAUGGGGCUUGGGGUUUCUGCUCUAAUCUCAUAUUUUAUCGCGUCGGACGACUUGCAUGGCGUUAUCAACUAG